Molecule: messenger RNA, 3336 nt
Organism: Loxodonta africana (African savanna elephant)
Lineage: Eukaryota; Metazoa; Chordata; Mammalia; Proboscidea; Elephantidae
Gene: CRK
Product: CRK proto-oncogene, adaptor protein
Exons: 3
Coding region: 61-975 (304 amino acids)
Biological process (GO): cell migration; signal transduction
Molecular function (GO): receptor tyrosine kinase binding; signaling adaptor activity
Source: RefSeq, a predicted model, not a curated record
CGGGGCUGGAGGGGUGCGCGCGCGGCGGCCGCGGCCCAGCGUGUAGGCGCGGAGGCGGCCAUGGCAGGCAACUUCGACUCGGAGGAGCGGAGUAGUUGGUACUGGGGGCGGUUGAGCCGGCAGGAGGCGGUGGCGCUGUUGCAGGGCCAGCGGCACGGGGUGUUCCUGGUGCGGGACUCGAGCACCAGCCCCGGGGACUAUGUACUGAGCGUCUCCGAGAACUCGCGCGUCUCCCACUACAUCAUCAACAGCAGCGGCCCGCGCCCCCCGGUGCCGCCGUCGCCCGCCCAGCCUCCGCCCGGGGUGAGCCCCUCCAGACUCCGAAUAGGAGAUCAAGAGUUUGAUUCAUUGCCUGCUUUACUGGAAUUCUACAAAAUACACUAUUUGGACACUACAACGUUGAUAGAACCAGUUUCCAGAUCCAGGCAGGGUAGUGGCGUGAUUCUCAGGCAGGAGGAGGCAGAGUAUGUGCGAGCCCUCUUUGACUUUAAUGGGAACGAUGAAGAAGAUCUUCCCUUUAAGAAAGGAGACAUCCUGAGAAUCCGGGAUAAGCCUGAAGAGCAGUGGUGGAAUGCGGAGGACAGCGAAGGCAAGAGGGGGAUGAUUCCAGUCCCUUACGUCGAGAAGUAUAGACCUGCCUCCGCCUCAGUAUCGGCUCUGAUUGGAGGUAACCAGGAGGGUUCCCACCCACAGCCACUGGGUGGGCCGGAGCCCGGGCCCUAUGCCCAACCCAGCGUCAACACUCCGCUCCCUAACCUCCAGAAUGGGCCCAUUUAUGCCAGGGUUAUCCAGAAGCGAGUCCCUAAUGCCUACGACAAGACAGCCUUGGCUUUGGAGGUCGGUGAGCUGGUAAAGGUUACGAAGAUUAAUGUGAGUGGUCAGUGGGAAGGGGAGUGUAAUGGCAAACGAGGUCACUUCCCAUUCACACAUGUCCGUCUGCUGGAUCAACAGAAUCCCGAUGAGGACUUCAGCUGAGUAUAGCUCAACAAACAGCUUUGCUGACACAUGGGAACAAUCUCCCCCCCCCCCCCAACUGCCAUCUAUACAGUUUUCUUACAGAUGUCAAGAGCAGUCUAGUUUAUAUAAGCGUUCUGUUACCUGGAAUCUUUUUUAGACUGACCUACUCCAUUCCUAGUCUUAUUCACCAUUUUCAGAGUACGAAACUGGAGGGCUGUGUGUCCACUUCUGAAUUGGCAAUUUUAGGUGGUGGUGGCUAUGCCUGUAUCAGAAGGGAACGGUGUCUUGCCUCCUUUCUCUGAGGCAUGCAAAUGAACCUGUGGAAAACCCAUAGACAGGAAAGGAGUGUUGCACACUGCUUACCCUGAUUUACAAUGUUUUUUUCUUUUUUCUUUUUCAAUUCUGAAGCCAUACUGUCAAAUGGCAGUAGACUGUUCCCUUCUACCCCCGAUGAAGUAGCCAUGCACCGUGUGAAUAGUACCCGAUGGGAUUGCUUUUUCAUUUAUAGAACAUGACUGUUGUAUGACUCAUUCUGACAUUUCAAAUCCCGAGAAUUCUAGGACACUACUAGAGGCAUUUGUCUUCCUUCCUAGUCAAUGCUUCAUACUUUUCCUUGGGAUUCUUUCAACCCUUGACGUUCUUUUUCCCCCAAACCUACCAGUAGGUUAACUCUUAAGAUAAGUGUAUAUUUUUAUUCCAGAUGAGAAGCAGGAUACACAGAGCACUUUACUCAGUGCAUAGCUUUAAGCCAGUGUUGGAUUCACUAAGUGGACAGCCAAACACCCAGCUUUCUGCCUUCCCCGAAGGGGUCAUAGUAGGUUCACACUGCUACAGACGAUAAACAGACUCCUGGCUGACAGGAUCCAGCAGGGCCAUUUUUCCUGAGUGCCAGUAUCCUAAGAGGGGACUCUUGGAAUUCUUAGAUUCCAGUUAGAGUGGAAGGACCAAUCAGAAUAUUUCACAGAAGGUUUUGGGGCCAAAUUCUGCCCUCUGCUUUGUGUGCAGCUUGUAUAAAAGUCAAGUUAGAAUUACAUGAGUAUGGGGGUAGGGUUAGUGCUUUGAAAAAAUGUCUGAAUCAAUCAUGAAUUACUGAUGUAUUAUUCAUUUCACAUGGCCAGAAUAGUGUUUGAAGUACAUUACAUUAUAAACUGCCUUCAUUUUUGCCUUUUUUUCUUUAUGUUCUAGUUUACAAACCCGUUAAGCAUGGAAUGGUUCAUAUGGGGUCAGGUGCUCCAAAGAAUAGACUUCUGAGACCAAAAAUUAUCUAGGCUGUUAAAGACUAUGAUGUAAAACUUUCAAAGUUAGUUCCCAGUCUAGAAAGGCACUUAUUGGUCUGUGGUGUGGUAUGACCAAUAGAAACACCUUGUAUUUUGCUGUGGACCUCAUUUUAGGAAAAUAAUGUACCUUUCUAAUUGUUCUGCAUAGGUUAAUACAAUUUUGCAUUCUUUGAACAUGUACCAAAUCAUGGUAUCCCGGUGACUAGCUCAGUGCCUGGCACCCAGUUGGCAUGCACAUGUUUAUGUGAGUGAAUGAGGGGAGCGCAGAAACGCAUCAUAUGGCACAAGGAAGCCAGCUGGCACAGGAUUACAUAAAUUGCCACAAGCAAACUAAUGAGUUGACGCUAAUUUAAUAUAUUUUACCUCACACUAAGGUAAUGCUUGAUAGAGACAUUAAUAUUCAACUUGUAAAAUGUUAGCACAGGGCUAUGCACACAGUGGAUGUCCAAUAAUGGUGAAUUAACAGAUUUGCAAUACUAAAUUCCAUCUGACUUGCUCUGUUAAAAUUUCAGUUAGAGCAUAGUUACUGUAAAAUCCAAAUACACAUUAAAUCUUAUUUUCCGGGAAGUAUGGCAUCGAAAAUAUUUGUAGGGAAACAUUGUCACAACUGAUCUGAAUGUUUGUAUUUUCUUUCGCCUUUGACUUUACUGGCUUGUGAUGUCUAUUUUCAUCAUAUUAGUGGAACAUACAACUCUACCCAAAUCUUCAGAAUUUCUUAAUGAUGAGUUGUCCAGAGCCAUUACGUGAACUGUUGGGUUGGAUUCAGCUGUGUGUGGCAGUUGUUGGACCUCAAGAAAUCCAAGGACUUAGAAGUAUCUUCCAAAAGCAAAUACUAGAAUCCUAUUCCAGCCCGUAUGUACAUUGUCACAGAGCAAAGUAAACCGAAAUUGGCUGCUAUAUUUUAUAUAAUCAUUUCUGCAAAAGUCUGUUUUUUGGAUACUAAUAUUUGACAUGGUUAAUUCUUAUUAAUUUGUUGGGAUUGUUUAUUGUUAAUAAUGCAAAUAGAUAAUUUUUAAUUAUCCUCAAGUAACAUUUCACUGUUAAUGGUUUGAAAUGGGUGAUAAGCAAACCAAUUUGAAAUAAAGUAUGAACAUGUGCCAUU